Molecule: messenger RNA, 1377 nt
Organism: Miscanthus lutarioriparius
Lineage: Eukaryota; Viridiplantae; Streptophyta; Magnoliopsida; Poales; Poaceae
Source: the annotation of a GenBank genome assembly
AUGGGGAUGCACGACGAGCCCUCUACACCACUCCACGAUGUCAAUCCGAGCCGGCAACUCCACUGCCCGACCUCACCGGAGCUCCCAGACCACCACCGUCCGCCCCACCGCCUUGAUUCCCUUCCCCGCUGCCUCCCCGCCGUCGAGAUCGCCACAGACGACUUCGCCGUGGCCUCCUCUUCCUGCUCCGCCGCUCGUCGGAGAUCAUCAUCCGCCGGAGUGCCAUCCUGCCUCGACUCCGGCGAGGAUGCCGCCAAAGAGCACCCCAGCGCAGCUACAGGGGAGGACGACUCCUCCUACCCCGCCCGAUCCAAAACCGACGGUUCAGAUUGCUUGUUGACCGACAGUCAACAAACCCCUUCCCUCCAAUCAGAAUACGCCAUGUCACCGGUCAACCGCCACCUCGGCAAGGUUAGGGAGCCGGCCAUGGGAUGCUUUUCAUGCUGCUGUGUGGCCGAUGACGACGACAUUGGCAGGAGGAAGAAGCAUGACGAUGCCUAUGUUCCUAUCCCUGCUCAAGUUGAUAACUUUGGACCUAGCCGGCCCCCAGCCCCAACCCCUGUCAUCCCCACAGGCAGAGCUCAGCCAAUUGCAGUACCGGCCAUUCAUCUGGAAGAGUUGAAGGAAAUUACAAAGAACUUCAGCAGUGAUGCCCUCAUUGGCGAGGGCUCGUAUGCCAGAGUCUAUUUUGGUGUGCUGAAAGAUGGGACGAAAUCUGCAGUGAAGAAGCUUGACUCCAGCAAACAGCCUGAUCAAGAAUUCCUUGUGCAGGUUUCAGCUGUCUCAAGAUUGAAGCAUGAGAAUGUUGUCCAACUCGUCGGUUACUGCACCGAAGGGAGCACCCGCGUUCUUGCUUAUGAGUAUGCAACAAGGGGAUCAUUGCAUGAUAUCCUCCAUGGUAAAAAGGGUGUCAAGGGAGCCCAGCCAGGGCCAGUCCUAUCAUGGAUGCAGCGAGCGAGGAUUGCCGUAAGUGCGGCUCGUGGGCUCGAAUAUGCCAUGACUGGACAGCUUAGCACGAAGAGUGAUGUUUACAGCUUUGGAGUUGUGCUGCUGGAGCUUUUAACAGGUCGCAAGCCAGUUGACCACACACUGCCCCGUGGCCAGCAGAGUCUUGUGACAUGGGCUACACCGAGGCUUAGUGAAGACAAGGUGAGGCAAUGCGUGGAUCCAAGGCUUGGAGAUGAAUACCCUCCAAAGGCUGUAGCCAAGAUGGCUGCUGUGGCCGCCCUGUGCGUGCAGUAUGAGGGUGAAUUCCGUCCCAACAUGAGCAUCGUCGUCAAGGCCCUGAACCCCUUGCUGCACAGCCGGCCCGGCAACCGCCCCGCUGCCUCGUCGGCCUCCCCCGCUGCUGCAGCAGCAGAGCGAUCUGGACUGUGA